Molecule: messenger RNA, 2091 nt
Organism: Microthlaspi erraticum
Lineage: Eukaryota; Viridiplantae; Streptophyta; Magnoliopsida; Brassicales; Brassicaceae
Source: the annotation of a GenBank genome assembly
AUGGUAAAGAAGAGCUCUGCAUCAAUCCUCUGCUUCUUAAUUACAUGCUUCAGUGCCAUUUCUGUUUCCGUACAGUAUGAAGUUUGUGACGAAACUGGUGGGAAUUUCAUGCCCAAUAGUCCAUAUGGUAAGAACCUCCGUCUCGUAAACUCUACUCUUGCUUCUAACAUCACAUCUCACGGUGGCUACUUCAACGGUUGGAUCGGGCUUGGUCAAGACCAAGUCUACGCCAUGGGGAUGUGCGCUCCAGGCGCUCUACCCGACGUUUGCUCCCACUGUAUCCAGGGCGCCUCAGAUAGUUUGCUACAGAUAUGUGUGAACCAGACACACGCUUUCUCAUGGUUUGGUAAAGAGAUCUCUUGCCUUGUUCGCUACUCUAGCAAGCCUUUCUCCGGGUUACUCGCCCUGAAGCCGGAUCAACCGUUACACAAUUAUAUGGAGAUAGAUGAAAAUAACCAGAAGGAAUUCGAUAGUGUGUGGGACGGGUUAAUGUUUCGUAUGAUCAAAGCAGUUUCUUCCUCGGUGAGAAACAAUUCUUCUACUUCUACUUCUCCUUCUUUAUCAUCGCCUAGUAGUAAAUACUAUGCAAAGGAUGUAGCUCGGGAGCCGGUCUACGGGAACAUAUCGAUGCUGAUGCAAUGCACUCCAGAUGUUUCUUCAAAAGAUUGUAAAAUUUGUCUAGAGAGCAGCAUUGAUUACUAUAAGAAAUUCUACCAUCGGAAUAGAGGCAUUAUUAUAUUGCGACCAAGUUGCUUUUUCCGGUGGGAACUGUAUCCUUUCUCGGCUGCUUUUGACAGUCUUAUAAUCUAUUCACCACCCCCGCCUUCACUACCUCCUGCACCCGGGCCUUCACAGCCUCCUUCGCCACCACCGCCUUAUGUAGCCAACCAGACCAAUAUACCCAAGAAAGGCAACAAGUCCUUUUUUGAUACAAGAUUCUCGGGAGGAAUUAUCGCUGCGAUAGUCAUUGUUACCUUCGCUUUCAUAUUAUUGAUUGCUAUAGGCGUAGCUAUUUGCAAGAGGAGAAAGCAAAAGCAAGACAUUGAACUUCCAACGGAAUCUGUUCAAUUUGAUUUAAAGACAAUUGAAGCUGCGACAAGCAACUUUUCUGAGCAAAACAAGCUUGGUGAAGGUGGAUUUGGUGAGGUUUACAAGGGUAUGCUCAUGAAUGGAACUGAAAUUGCGGUAAAGAGAUUGUCAAAAACAUCAGGACAAGGUGAAGUAGAGUUCAAGAACGAGGUCGUAGUUGUUGCAAAGCUUCAGCAUAGAAAUCUUGUUAGACUUCUCGGGUUUUCGCUCCAGGGAGAAGAGAAAUUACUGGUCUAUGAGUUUGUUCAUAACAAAAGCCUUGAUUAUUUCCUCUUCGACCAUGAGAAGAAAAUUCAGUUGGACUGGACAGUGCGACAAAAGAUUGUCGAUGGGGUAACUCGUGGGAUUUUGUAUCUUCAUCAAGAUUCACGGCUCAAAAUCAUACACCGUGACCUCAAAGCAAGUAACAUUCUCUUAGAUGCGGAUAUGAAUCCGAAAAUUGCUGAUUUUGGAAUGGCAAGGAUCUUUGGAAUUGACCAAACUGUAGCCAAUACAUCAAGAGUAGUUGGAACCUUUGGUUACAUGCCACCGGAGUAUGUGACACAUGGCCAAUUCUCGACGAAAUCAGAUGUCUAUAGCUUUGGAGUAUUGGUUCUUGAGAUCAUUAGUGGCAAAAAGAAUAGCAGCUUCUACAAGAUGGACGGUUUGGUUAACAACUUAGUCACAUAUGUCUGGAGACUUUGGGAGAACAAAUCAUUGCCUGACCUCGUAGAUCCUUGUAUCAGAGAGGAUUGUAAAAUCGAUGAAGUCAUUAGAUACAUCCAUAUCGGGCUACUAUGUGUUCAAGAAAAUCCUGCAGAUCGUCCAACAAUGUCGACCAUUCACCAGAUACUCACAACCAGCUCAAUUACUCUGCCUAUACCUCUGCCACCUGGAUUUUUCUUCAAGAACGAACAAAGGUCAACCUCAAUAGCCCCGGGGCUGGAGCCGGGUCAAUCAAGCAGCAAGUCUUUUACUUGUUCUGUAGAUGAAGCAACAAUCACCAAUGUUAUUCCUCGCUGA